AGAUUCAAUCCGAAAAGUCGUCAACUUUUGGAGCUGCCUGACGAUAUGCUCAACAAAAUUUUCGACCGUGUGAUGCCAAUCGAGCUAUUCCCAAUUCGAAACGUGUCUCAUCGCUUCCGUGACAUCAUCGACAGCCGGGCCCUCGCAUUCAAGAAGAUUAGCUUUUACAUUGGCAAUUGGUCCUUUUUCAUAAAUUUUAAUGAUGUUGAUGAGAACAGCGUUGAAUACGUCCAAUAUUCGGAUCAAGAGGACGACUUCACACUUAACUAUAAUGACAAGGAAAUCCACGUGUCAAAAGGAUGCCCAUUGAAAGCUGGUCUCUCCGACUUGUGCCAAAUCAUGCAAAAUCCGAAAUUCUCGCUUGAAGUUCUCGAUGUCACUUUCUACAAUAUGCUCCGCGACGACGAGUACACGGAACUCGUUGAGAAUUGUCUGAAAAAGCUGAAACCCAUUCGAGUGACUGCGGUUGUGCUUAACGAUGCCUACGGUGAUACUAGUGAUCACGUUCUUCCGUACUUGGAACCGGGAUACCUCGAGGAAAUUCGUAUUCGUACAUUUUCUUCGUUUAAAAAUAUUCUCAUGAAAAAGCCCAGCUUUAAAGGUGCUGAAAUCUUUGUUGGAAAUCCUGAUUUCAUGGAAAUUCUGAAAGUAUUCUACCCAAAAUACUCUGAACCACUUCCUGCUGGAGUUCGCUUCGAGACCCAAGGUUUCAAGUUUGUUAUCGGCUUCUAUUUGGACAGUGUCAAUCAUAUCAUCUAUAUCACCAAGGUUUAGAAUUUAGACGCUGAGUCUGAUUGAAUAUUGUUCUGUUUUCUGUUGAUU
Caenorhabditis elegans is the source of this 822-nucleotide messenger RNA. It is a transcript of the gene Y37H2A.18, whose product is annotated as F-box domain-containing protein. Lineage: Eukaryota; Metazoa; Nematoda; Chromadorea; Rhabditida; Rhabditidae. The transcript has 3 exons. The record is from RefSeq and is marked reviewed. Bases 46 to 774 code for a protein of 242 amino acids.